Molecule: messenger RNA, 3192 nt
Organism: Bicyclus anynana (squinting bush brown)
Lineage: Eukaryota; Metazoa; Arthropoda; Insecta; Lepidoptera; Nymphalidae
Product: CD63 antigen
Exons: 5
Coding region: 199-900 (233 amino acids)
Cellular component (GO): membrane
Source: RefSeq, a predicted model, not a curated record
UGCGGGUCGCGGGAGGGGUGUAGCGUCGCCAUCACGAUUCUCUCAUUUAUAUUUUUCUUUUGAAUUUAGUCGCUUUUGUAGCAACGCAGAGGUUGGUUGUUGCCGCUCCGCGAAUUAUAAGCUCGGUAAAUUUAAAUCGGUGUGUGACCUCAACUUGUGUGAAGUUUUGUGUGUGACUGCGCCGCUUGUGUUUUCAAAAUGGGGUGUGGAACGAGUUUUGUGAAAUAUGUGCUGUUUUUCUUCAACCUGAUGGUCGCGCUGUUCGGUCUGGCGGUGAUCGGAGUAGGUGUGGCCGUGCUGCUCAAAUGGUCUGUGCUGACUGACUUACUGCGCGGUCAUUUGACCGUCGCGCCCUGGGUGUUCAUCGUGAUCGGCGCGGUCAUGUUCGUGAUCGCGUUCUUCGGCUGCUGCGGAGCGAUACGCGAGAGCCAUUGUAUGGUUGUAACGUACGCGAUCUUCCUGCUAGUGAUCAUCAUCGCGCAAGUGGUGCUGGCAGUGCUGAUGUUCACAUACGGCGAGUCGAUUAAGAACGCGCUCGUGCAGUCCGUCAACGCGCUGUUCGACAAACGUGCCACCGAUACCAGCGUUGAGGCAGUGUUCAGCAACAUCGAGAUGCAGCUGAACUGCUGCGGCAAGAACAGCCCGUACGACUACGGCGUGGCACCCCCCAAGUCGUGCUGCCCGCACAUGGGCGUCAUCGGCAGCACCAUCAACCAGUGCACCGUCAUCGACGCCAACAAGAACGGAUGCGCGACCGUCGUCGGCGACCUGUACGAGAGGUGGAACAAGCCGAUCGCCGGCAUCGCCAUCGGUGUCGCUUGCGUCGAGAUCGUCGGUGCCCUGUUCGCGCUGUGCCUGGCAAACUCCAUAAGGAACAUGGAUAGAAGGUCUCGCUACUAAUAUUUUGUACAUUAGAGCUGGUACCUAUGACACAAUUUUUUGGUUUUUUUUUAUGGCUAUUUGACGGGCUGUGUUCUCACUGCAUGGCGGCGGUUUUCAUUUUAUGUCACGUGAUUUUUUUUUUGGAUAAAUAUAAAAAACUUCGUACUUGCGCUUGCGUUUUUUUUUUAACUUAAAUUUUGUCGAUUGGUGAAAGAUUAAGUGCAAUUUGUACUGGUCGUCUAAAAUUUAAUUAUUUGAAUUGAUAAAAUCAUUUUUUUUUAUUUAAAAAAAGUACAGUACAGUAUGCUUUGAUAGAAAUCGUUGCAUUUCUGUACAAAUAAACAAAAAAUGUUGAUAUUUUUGUAUUUUAUAUUGAUAAAGUUUGCCCAAACAUGUUUUUAUGAUGCAAAAAUCUCGCAAUUUUUUUUUCACUCAAUUCUCUUUACUUAUCCGAGAGCUAUAAUCCAAUGUUUAAAAAUAUUGUAUUAUAUAUAAAGUUUCCAAAGCAAUAAAUAAGUUCGAACCAGAGCUUGACUAAUAAAAGUAUAAAAAAACUCUUGCGCAAGUAUAAUUUUACGCUGUUGAAUCUCACUAAUAAUUUUUGAUUGCAAUAUAUUUUGGAUGUUUGUAUUUUUUAAGAAAUUUAAUCUGUGCUAAUUAAUAUAACGCCAUUUUGUGGCGGUUUUAUGUGGUAUAACAGUAAGUAAAUAGCUUUUUGGAAUAGUAUUUAACAUAACUUUUGAUGCAAAACGCUCUAACUACGUCUUUAUUAGACUUAUACUAGUUAAUUUAACUUUUUCAAGGGAAACUUAUGAUUAAACUUAGUUGACAAAAAACGAUCGAACUCGAUAAUUAUAGUAAACCGAAUUUUCGAAACGAAAUUUUUCAAUAAAUUUAGAUAAAAAAAAAACUGAAUUGGAGGGAUUGAAUAUUUUUGUUAAAUUUCCUCUUUUAUUUUUGGGACAUAUAGUUACGACGUUUUGUAUUUGAAGUACUUUUAUAAUUAAUGUUUUAAUAUUAAAUAUUGUGGUAUAAUUAAAAAAGGUAGUCAAUAUUAUAUUUUUUAUUUAUCAUUUUUUAUCAGGUUUAUCAUUUUAAAUAUUUAAAAUAAUAUCUGAAAUUUAAUUGGCUAAAAUUACAUAAUUAUAUAAAUCUUUAUGUAAUUUAUAACAAAUUUUGAUUUAACAUAAAUAUUUAGUUGUAGAACUUAAAGCACAAUGUAAAGAUAUUUUCUAAAAUGAACACUAAAUAGUGUGUAAUUAAAAGAUUAGAAUUACCAUUCACAUUUGUUUAAAAAUCAUAAUAUUGACUGUCUCUUAUAAAAAUGUAUGAAUCUGAAAUUUUAGUUUUAAAAAAUGCUUGUAUUUGGGUAAAGCUUUACUAACAAAUUAUUUGUGGCGCAAAAAUAACACAUUUGUGUGGGUAGCAUGCAGAAUAGUUUUAUCGUUCGUCCAAAAAUGUAUUUGUGAUUUUGAUUUUUAACUAAUGACUUUUUCCGUUUGCGUUAAGAAAUUAGUUCUCAAUUUUGUGUUGACAUUUUAUUUUUGACGUGUGUCUUAUUUUUUAUAUUACAGUAAAAAAAUACAACUGCACAAUCGUGAUUUUGACGAUAAAAUUAUUCAGCUAUAAUGUCAUAUUUAUUUAGCAUUUAAAAUUAAAUAAUGUUUUGUGUAACACUUGUUAGACUAAAUACGUCUAUGAUCAUAUGAAAAAAAUAUGAUAAAUAUGAUAUGAGCAUAUGAAAAAAAUAUUUUUUGUAAAAUUAUAAUAUAAAAAUAAACAUGUUUUGGCGUUAAUACGAUAUUUUUGAAUUUUUUUGGUUAUUGAUUAAAAACAAAACAAAUCUUGGACAUUUGGAGUGUUACGCAUUCCUAGAAUAAACAAGAAACUACAAAUAAGAUAUAAGUUUUAUACUCUAUAUAUUAGUCUCUUAUUGAUUGAUUUUCUAAAGAUUUUACAAUUUAGUCUAUUUAAUUAUAAAAAAAAAAAUGUUUUUUUUGUUCUCUGUCACUAGACUCAGUAAGUCUUUAUUCAGUAAUAAAAGAAGGAAUCGAUUUUGAUUAUGUUUCUCAUACAUAAUAGUUUAGAGAAAUGAAAAGAGAAUUGAAUGAUACAUUUAAAUGUUGUAUAAAAUUAAACAGAAUAAUACAAAAAUUUAAAUGAGUGCCAAAAAGAUGCUCAUUUAAUUUUAUAUCUACCAUUAGACUUAAAAUCUAUAAAUUGACAAAAGGAUUUGUAAUAAUCUUAAUACAAUUUAUUAAAUAUUUUGUGCCGUAAUAAAUAAUUAUAAAAAUAAAUCAUAUAUUUAAU